Carcharodon carcharias (great white shark) is the source of this 505-nucleotide messenger RNA. RefSeq lists its product as uncharacterized. Lineage: Eukaryota; Metazoa; Chordata; Chondrichthyes; Lamniformes; Lamnidae. The coding region runs from base 1 to 492 and encodes 163 amino acids. The transcript is spliced from 3 exons. The record is from RefSeq and is a predicted model, not a curated record.
AUGAGCAAUAUUUCCUGUCCUCCUGAGGCCUGUUGCCUAGAUUAUGACUACUUCAGAAGAGAAAGAGGUUUCAUCUUAGAUGGUGUGGCCGUCGACUCCACCGCCAAGGGAUACAGCAAAGUCAAUCCCAAACUGUGCGAUGUUAUUCCGCCUUACAACGCCCAAGCUGAUCCUCACACUAAAUUCAACUUUCAUAGCAGGGAAAUGAAAAAGCUUCUCAAGAGGACCAACCAGGAUCAUGGUGGGACAUCGAGCAGUGGCUGGCUUGUGGACUAUUUUUAUAAAUAUGGACCAGCUCAAAGGUACAUCACCAAGAGAAAUAUAUAUGGAGCAGGUCACUCACGUGAUCAAAUAGUCGGUCACAGAGGAUUUUUGGCAAAUCUCAAACCAAUGGACGGAUACAACGGAAGGUUUGGAUUCAGAAGAAACACACCCACCCUGAGACAAAAUCCUUCCAUUUUCGGGGAGACUACCUGUCUCCCAUUGCAUUAGCACAUGUGCAAAG